Messenger RNA from Amborella trichopoda, 1246 nucleotides. RefSeq names its product mediator of RNA polymerase II transcription subunit. Gene Ontology annotation, biological process: regulation of transcription by RNA polymerase II; termination of RNA polymerase II transcription. The record is from RefSeq and is a predicted model, not a curated record. Gene Ontology annotation, molecular function: transcription coregulator activity. Lineage: Eukaryota; Viridiplantae; Streptophyta; Magnoliopsida; Amborellales; Amborellaceae. Gene Ontology annotation, cellular component: core mediator complex; mediator complex.
CUACCUAUUUGCAUCUAUGCCUCUCGACCGCGUAUGGUAGAAAUUCGAUCCAGCCCGCAUGAAACAAUUUUUAACUUCCCUUCCAGUUAUAUGACUCUCACACACAGCUUCUGGAAAUCAUGCUGCUCGGUUGAAAUUUUAGGAGGGAAGGAUCAGCGGAUAACCUCAGAACAGCGAGGGAGAGGAAAACUUUUUGAAACCAAGUAGAGACAGGAAAAAGUUUUGAAAAAUAAGUGGUGCACUUGGAUUGAUUUUAUCAUUUUCGCAAAUUGAUAUCUUCAUUUAUACGCUCAUAUCUGAACGGUGAUGGUAGAAGAAGAUAAAUGGAGUGUGUUGUGCAGGGCAUUAUAGAGGCGCAGCAUGUUGAGGCUCUCGAGAUCCUUCUUCAGGGUCUCAGUGGUGUUCCUAGAGAACAUUUUAAGAUUCACGAGUUAUGCCUGAAAAGUGGACCCAACCUUGGAGCUGUAAGCUCUGAAGUGCGACUCUUAUGCAAUUUGGAACGGCCCGAACCAUCUUGGACAGUGCGCCACAUUGGUGGUGCCAUGAGAGGUCCAGGGGCUGAGCAACUCUCGGUGCUUGUGAGGACCACUACAGAGAGUAAAGUGAGCAAGAAUGCGCUUCGAUUCUUUUAUGCUCUCGGGUACAAGCUGGACCAUGAGCUCUUGAAAGUGGGCUUUAUGUUUCACUUCCAUAGAGUUGCUUUGAUCACUGUGACUGUAACUUCCACUAAUAAAAUGCCAAAGCUCCAUGUGAUUGAGGAAGCCAUUCCAGUAACCCCAGGGAUGCAAUUGGUUGAAGUGUCGGCGCCAGCUACUGCGGAUAACUACAAUGAGGUGGUGGCAGCGGUUUCAUCGUUUUGCGAAUAUCUUGCACCGCUUUUGCACCUUUCAAAACCUGGCCAUUUGACUGGAUUGGUACCAACUGUGGCUGCUGCCGCCGCGUCUCUCAUGUCAAAGGGGAGCGGGCAAGUGUUAUAGACUUAUAGACAAUGCCAUAUUUGAAGGUGAAUGUGAGAGUUACUUGUUUUUAUGGCUCCUUUAUAAACAGCCACUGUUGCAAGUUUAGGAUUUGAGCAAAUUUCAGGCCUGCGUUAUAUUGGAAUGGUUUCAGUGUUGCAAAAAAUUAUUAGGCAUCUGUAAAUGAUUACUUCUCUGUGAAUUUGUGUUUCUAUUUUCUUGUUGAACAGUUUGAAUAUUUGCAAAAAUUUGUCUUUUGUAAAUGAUAACGCGCCUUUGAUUUUGUGUUC